Oikopleura dioica is the source of this 2016-nucleotide messenger RNA. Lineage: Eukaryota; Metazoa; Chordata; Appendicularia; Copelata; Oikopleuridae. The record is from the annotation of a GenBank genome assembly.
AUGAAAAAGUGGCUUGAAUAUUUGUUGAUUAUAUUUUUUUCAUGUUUGAUUUCGGUUGGGAUCAUCACGGGGGUUUUGUAUGGCGCAUACGAUAAAGAUGUCGAAGAGAAAAUCUACAGUAUUGUUUCCGACUCUUUUGACAAGACAACAACGACGGAGCAUUCCUCAGUAACUGCAACAACCCAAUCGAGUACAAGCUCAACACAAAGACCAACAACAUCGACGAUUUCUUCAACAACGACAACGAAGACAACUCAAGCUACUCAAACAAGCUCUUCACAAACCACAUUGUCUACAGAGGCUCCUGAUGAAACAAAUUGGUACACUGUUGAUUUCGGCCCUCUCGGAAAGAUACAGGGCUAUCGACAUGAAAUCAACGAGGAAGUCGUCGUUCUUCGGGGUGUUCCUUACGCAAAACCUCCAGUAGGGGAACGUCGUUGGAUGGCGCCAGAAAUCGAAAGGGAUUUGAAAAACUAUGAGCGGUUUGAUUCAGUUGAAGGGGUUUAUAAAGCGAAGGAAGCAUCGCAAAGAUGCAUUCAAGGUUUUACGUCUGGCGAGAGGCUGACUGAAGACUGUCUCUAUCUCGAUAUUCAUGCUCCUAUUGAGGCGAUCGAAAGUGGUAGAAAACUCAGUGUUCUGAUUUAUUUUCAUGGCGGGGCAUUUUUCUUUGGCAGCAAUACUAUUGCAGUCACGCCUGAAAAGGGGGCUUUUAUUGCGGCUACUCAAGAUGUCAUCGUUAUCUCCGUUAAUUAUCGACUUGGCGCCUUUGGUUUCAUGUUUUCAGAAGCUCUUCAGAAAAAACUAGCCGACGAACAUGGAGUGCAAUACAGCGAUAAACCAGUUUCUGGAAACCAAGGACUGAUGGAUCAACAAAUGGCGAUGAUAUGGGUUGCAGAAAACGCCAAAUACUUUGGUGGAAAUGAAAAUGAUAUCACAAUCGGCGGGAUGAGCGCUGGAGGACAAAGUGUUCAUGCACAUAUGGUGAUGGAAUCGAGUAAGAAUUUCUUCCACAAGGCUAUUGCUUUCUCUGGCCCUCAGGGGCUACCGUAUUAUAAUGCUGAUGAGGGAGAAUUGAUCACGGAAGGGAUCGCGAAUCUUGUCGAAUGCUGCGAUGAUCCUUUGGCACCUAGCAUUUCCCCUAGGUGUAGAAACAAAAUUGACGAAGACACUGUCGCUUGCAUGAAAAACAAGACAGCAGAAGAGAUCAACAAAGCAGCCUGGACGCUUCAACAGUUUCUACCGAUCGGGAACUUUGACCGACUAACGAUGAUUGCAGAGCCUUACUCGCCGAUAAUCAACACAGGAAUGCUCGAGGAAAUGCCCUUUUACUCAUUCUCAAAGGGAGAAAUCCACGACAAGCCUCUGAUCAUCGAUGUUUCCAACAACGAAGGAGCAUUUUUCAUCAAUUUGAUGAUGUGGGGAGUUCAAUGCGAAGAACCUGGAAUUACUGUCUGUGAGACAAAUUGGAAUUGGCUGCUUGACCAUUUGCUCGAAGAGGAUGAUUUGAAGAAAGUAAAGGAUGCUGGUUUUUACAACUGCCCCGACGAUCCAAAAGAAGAGUGUCUUCCUCAAGCAGAUAAAUUUUUAACUGAUUUCACAUGGUACUGCAAUAUGAACAGAUGCAUGACAGAUGGAUUCCCUGCUUCGGAGAGAAAAUUCAAACGAAGAAAUAGCGAGAUAUUCCUUUCUCUGACUACUCAAGUUUUGCCCUGGCAGCAAGUUGUUCAUCAUGGUUCAGCAGAAUACUGGUUUUUCUCAAGAAUAACGGAAACUGAUGAUAGCGACGAAGAUGAUCAAGAUUUUCAGAAAGCCUAUCAAAAUUAUAUCGGCAACUUUAUUAGAACGGGAAGUCCGAAUGAUGGAACCGAAGCAGUUCAAUGGGAAAGCUGGCUGAAAAAUAACGAGUGGUUUGACUCAGGCGAUAAAAAUUCCUACAAAUUCGCCAUGCAAGAAAAUGAUCCACGUGAUCCCCGCUGCGACCUCCUUGACGAGCUCAAUCUGUACAUGACCAUUUGA